AUGGAAAAUAUGGUGGAUGAGUCUGUGCGGCUCAGGAUAAACGAAGACCCGAAGAAGUUUUUGAACGACGCUCGACAAAGCCCACCAAUAGCUCAACAACUGUUUUGUACUUGGCACAAGUCCACCAAAGCAGCCGACCUCCUGAACAUGAACCUCCUAGACCUCCCACCGACCUUUCUCAACGUUCUCCCUGCCUCUGCGACCGCGCAGGAGAGGGCAACGGCAUACACUACCCUAUUUUGCUUCCGAGAACUAGGGCAUGUGUGUUAUUCUCCCGACAUCCAGCACCGCAUCUCUCUCCCAGCAAUUGAAGGAUCGCUGCUUGCAGGACUGGGUAAAAUACUCACAUGGUGUUCGUUCUUUUUUAAAGGCGGCCUCGAUUCCGUCCUUCCAGUUCCUCAGAGGGCCCCGAAGGACAUGAUCCACUUGAUGGUGGCUUACAUGGUGGCGGACAUCUUCGUGUCCCUCGGUGCCUUCCAAAGUGUGCACCAGGCGAUGGUUGACACGCCAGGCACUGUGGAGAUUGCAACGCAGAUGUGGCUCAAGCAUAACUUACCUCAAGCGCUCAUGAUGCUGCUGAGACCUGAACGGUCGUUAAUCGAUCUACGCCAAUAUUCCCUCGACCCAUGGAACGACAAGCAUUCCGAUAUUCUGACGCGUGCGUAUUCAUCUGAAAUCAAACACCUCGAACGUGUUAUAUCUGCCGCCGGUUCGCUUUCCAACGUUGUCGACCUCGUUAUGUUGUACCUAAGGACCGUCAUAAGCGACCUCGGUCAAGGACAAGCACCCCCCGAUGCACUGGCCGGCUAUUUGAUCAUUUUCGAUAUUCUUUCUACACCGCCACUCCAUCGCAUUCGCAUUUCACUGGUAGAUCAAGGUUAUGUGAUCCUGGUGACGAAGCUACUCGUCCAACUCGCCGAAUUCGCUGGGCGUCAGCCAGAACCGAAUCCAUUCUCUCAUGUGAACCGUACAGGUUUCGUCUUCCAAAUCGUAUCUGCGUUCGUCUGUCUCGACACUGUGCUCGGUUCUUCUGAUGGCACGACCAGGAUUAUUCAGGCACUCAAACACGGUCUCCUCGAGGCAUGGCUGGUUGCAGCAGAGCGAAUUUACUUGUUUCCCGCCCAGGAGAAUAACGCUGUCAUUCCUGCCCUGUUCGAGAAGCACCUCUUCCCAAGGCUAGUGUACAGGAAGGUUCUAUCAGCCACAAUGGCUGCCAUACAAAAGGUCAAGAUCGUCAAAGGCGGCACUUUGAAGAACAAUCAUCUCUGGCGAGUCGAUAUGCUUACGGCAUGGCAAAACAUGUGCUCGGUCGCGUCGGAGAGGUAUGCCCUAGUCGGUCAAAUGAAGCUAUUGGAAAAACUAGAUUUCUGCUGCGAUAACACAAAGUGUGCCAAAGUCGACAAGCGGGACAAGUUCAGGAAAUGCGCCUCGUGUUUGUCAGCCCUUUACUGCUCGCGAGAAUGUCAGGUAGCUGCAUGGAAGGAAGGAGGUCAUAGGGAGGAAUGCAAAUCUCAACGGGAAGUGAUGGAGUAUAACUUAUCAGUAUCGAACGCGACCUUUUUUCACUAUCUCGCCAUCCACGAUGCGAGGCGUGCGAUGCCCAACCUUCGUCACCUAGCUUCAACAAACUAUCCUUCUUACGCACUGAACGAUCUCACCAUACAGAUUGAUUACACCUGCCAUCCUCCGACCUUCUCCUUACGCCCACACACCGAAGAUCGAAGAAAAAGCUUGCCAAAUACCCUCGCUUGGCGUAAUGGUUCCCAACGGAUGGUCAGGUACUAUAAUGAAGGGUUGUUAAAGCUGGUGAAGGAAUCCCCAGGAAAGGCAUGCCUCAUAGAAAGUCGAAUUGUAGCUGGAGAUGGGUUGGAGGGAUUGAUGGUCACUUGUGCGUCUGGCAUAUUGUGGACGGCGGGGGAUCCAAACUUUGACUUGAACAAGGUUUUCGCGCAAAUGUUGGACGAUCUUCAGUCCAGUGGAGGCAUGGAGAUGUAG
Molecule: messenger RNA, 1995 nt
Organism: Cyclocybe aegerita
Lineage: Eukaryota; Fungi; Basidiomycota; Agaricomycetes; Agaricales; Hemipholiotaceae
Source: the annotation of a GenBank genome assembly